AUGCAGGACCCCGCGUUGCUAGUCAGCAAAGAAAAGAUUGGUGAUGUGGUCUUCUCGGGCACGAUGUACGUGGACAGCGACGAGGCUACAGGAGAGGAUAUGUGUAUUGGUCUCGUGUUCGGGUACCAGAACACCAAGAAGUUUUAUGUAGUGCAAUGGUGGAAGACUUUUCGUCAGAAGGAAGAUGAUGAGGAAUGGAUAAGCAACCUUGGUGGGUUGGUCAUCAAGACAGUUUUGGCUAGCACAAACGAUGACAAAUUCAACAGCGCCCUCUGGUACCUCGGAGGUUACAACGACUAUACAACAAGAGUAUGGCAAGAUCUGGAUCUGAAGCCUUGGGAAUACAAGACGCCAUAUAGAUGGAAGCUCGUACACCGUCCGUCCAUUGGCAAAUUCAGACUCCAGGUGUUCACGGUUGACGGUCUGUUUGUUGAUUCCGGUGAUAUAUACCACAUUCAAUAUUCCGGGGGUCGUGUAGGCGUAUUCUCGUACGGCCAGAGUGGAUGCUUGUGGUCCAACAUGCAAUAUGACUGUCUCGGCAGGCUCAACCAAGCCCUCGAGCUCGACGGACAGAACUCAUAUAUUCACGUUGGAGAUGUUGAAUCACUGGAGAUCACCGGACACUUCUACAUUGAAAUGUGGUGUCGCGUAGUUCCAGUAUCUAGAGAUGAAAUUUUUCCGAUAUUGAGUGCAUCCGAUGGGUCCAUGGCAUUGUACAUUAAAAACUGGACACUCUUUGCUGAUUACCUGGACGCAUCCAUUAGCCUGAGAGGGGUGUGGAAUGGUAGUUGGACGCACGUAGCCAUCAGGGCUUAUAUUGGAUAUGAUCUGACAAUUUUAAUCAAUGGCAAAGAAUCAGCGAAAGCGCCUUUAAUAAUUCAUAACGAAUGGACAUUGAACACGCAUCUUUACCUAGGGAAGGGAGCUGGAGGAGAACUCUUCAGAGGAAUGAUUGAUGAGCUUAAGAUAUAUCGCUACCCAUUUGCUGAUGCUACCAACUUGGAAACACUUUUUACGGAGUACAACUUUUACAGCAAAAGUGGAUACAUUGUUCUCUACUACUCAAUGGACGAGGAGCUAAACGGUAAAUGUUCGUGUCAAGUCUUCUUCUAUAAGGGAGUCAUCGGAAGUGUGACCUUUGCUCCCAGCGUAGUGGAUGGACGACGGUUCAAACACUCCUACCCUAGAAACAAAAAACGGCGACGUAAACGAAGCAUUGAUGACCAUGUCAAUGAAGACAUGCAUGAUGAAUUGUGA
Messenger RNA from Strongylocentrotus purpuratus (purple sea urchin), 1257 nucleotides. RefSeq lists its product as uncharacterized. Lineage: Eukaryota; Metazoa; Echinodermata; Echinoidea; Camarodonta; Strongylocentrotidae. Gene Ontology annotation, biological process: cell adhesion. The record is from RefSeq and is a predicted model, not a curated record. The coding region runs from base 1 to 1257 and encodes 418 amino acids. The transcript is spliced from 9 exons. Gene Ontology annotation, molecular function: calcium ion binding. Gene Ontology annotation, cellular component: extracellular region.